GACUUAUAGCCUUCAUUGUCAUUUGCUGCGAUCUUUUAGCGGGAAUACUAAGAGAUUUUAUGUAUUUUGCUUUGGGCGAUCUGACGUUUUUACCCAGACAUGCGAGUAAAAUCAAAUUAUGCCGAGCAUGGCAGGAAGGGCGAUGAAUUUCGCUGGCAAAUUCUCAUUCGGGUUCGCCCUAGCCGCCUUCUUGCAGUACGUUCUCUGGAUGAGGAAGCUCAAGGUUUUGAAUGAAACAAUGUUCAGGAUCGCUUCUUCGCUUGGUAUCCCUCGUAAACCCGGUGGAAUCAUCCCCGGGAACGCGACCCCGACUGCGCAAAUCUCGCUCGACAUAAAUGGCGACAACGUUAUUUCACUCGGUGCCACUUCCCAAGCCGAACGUCUGAACGUGAAACGAGAUUUCAGAAAGUUGGUGAUGAAACUGCAAGCGGAAAUCCGCGAGUACAGACUUCAGUCUCAGCAGGCAGCCGACUCUUUGCAUUUGGCAUCGCAGCGGUUCAAGAACUUCGAGUGCAGACUGAUGGAUCUCGAGGCGGAAGACGGACUUCUGCAAGAAGACGCCGCGUUCCUCCGAGUUUUGCGCAAUGAAUUCGUCGUGCUUGCCAAGGAACGUCUGGAGAAGUCUCUCAGGGUGCAGGAAAUGGCACACUUCACCAUUCCAGAAGCACGCAAAGAACUCGAGGUUUGUGAACUGAAACUGCAAAAUAUUGAAACUCUGCGGCAUCUCAUGAGUCAGAUCGAAUCGCUGGAAACGAGUCGUCGCACUUUCCAUCAGGUUUGGGGCCCUUUGCCGUCAAACAGUGCUGUAUGGCUCGCCGAACCCUUGAUGAAGCAGGCCGCAAAUUUGGCUGUGCACCAGCAAGCCAAAAAGCUGAACCAACAGAAAGCUAGUUCUCUACGCACGAGUCAAGGAUCACGAGCGCAGGUGAAUAUCCUGCUCCUUGAAGCUAGUGCGCAAGAAGGUUGGGUAGUGGUGGUUGAACAGAACCAGAUGAUUUCCCCCGGAAGGAAACGAGGGCGAGGUCACGAAGCGAUGAGGGGCUGUCUCGGGUCGAGCAGCAGUCAGCUGCUCAGUUUUGCCCGGAAAACCCAUCGUGGCAUUCGCGGGUUCUCGCGUUGAUCGACAUCGUGUCCCUUCGGGGAAUUGGUUCUUGAGAUGUGGACGCCCGAUCCGGCUGUGACUGUGAAUUGCGCAGUGGACCCGAUCCCAAAAUGAAACCGCCGGAAAUGGCUGCGAGUGGGAUGAUGAGGACCCGAUGGAAGUUCAAUUGACCAACUGAGAUCGCCACCGAUGAUUGCGACAGAUGAUUUAGCAUCUCGGAAUCACGGAACGAAGUGAGUUAUCUGAAAAUUAAGAGAAGAAC
Notodromas monacha is the source of this 1364-nucleotide messenger RNA. The record is from the annotation of a GenBank genome assembly. Lineage: Eukaryota; Metazoa; Arthropoda; Ostracoda; Podocopida; Cyprididae.